This is a messenger RNA of Hemibagrus wyckioides, 2281 nucleotides long. It is a transcript of the gene alx1, whose product is annotated as ALX homeobox 1. Bases 471 to 1466 code for a protein of 331 amino acids. The transcript has 4 exons. The record is from RefSeq and is a predicted model, not a curated record. Gene Ontology annotation, biological process: embryonic skeletal system morphogenesis; positive regulation of transcription by RNA polymerase II; negative regulation of DNA-templated transcription. Lineage: Eukaryota; Metazoa; Chordata; Actinopteri; Siluriformes; Bagridae. Gene Ontology annotation, molecular function: DNA-binding transcription activator activity, RNA polymerase II-specific; RNA polymerase II transcription regulatory region sequence-specific DNA binding.
ACAUUAUGUUAAUUUUUUUUCUUUACUUUUUUGUUUUUACAGACUCUGGUACAGUUUGCUGUGCAAAAAUUGGCUUUUUAUACCAUAAUUGCUUAACAUGGUUGUUCCCAUUCACUGGCUGAAAUAUUGAGCAUAAAUCUCUAUCUCUUUUACUCAGAUGUUUAAACAGCCAGUAAACACUCCAGAUGUUUAAACACACCAUGAGCAUGGUAAGUCUAAUUGUAACUGCUUCAGAGUUUCCUAAGUUUCUGCGCGUGCAUGUGGGUCAUGGGUGGAGUUUCGACUUCUCCAUAUUCAUAUACUGUGGAGCUCCUUCUGCUCUGCCCUAUAAAGAGACACUGAGCUUCUCGGUCACUUUAAACAAGACAAAUUAACGGUCUGCGAAAACCACCGGAUCCCAGUCGUGUUUACUAUCGAUAAAACUUCUUUAGUGCACUUUUUUACGCCUCAGAGCUGAAAGCCAGUGGACCAUGAUGGACUACAUGACGGACAAGUUCCCGCUGAAGUGUGAAGCUGGGAAGGGGACAGACUUUUACCUGGAGCCGUUAAUGGAGCCCUUAGAGAGCAUGCAAUACUACAGCAAGAGCUCCAGCAAGAGCGGUCAGCAUUACACACUGCAAAACACCGAGCACCACAGCAUUCUGGACAGAUCAUCUCCCGGUGACAACCAAACCUCAGCUGUAGCAGCAGCUCCUCAUUACUGCAGCGGGAAGGCGGAUGACGGCGGCGGACACGCGGAGCUCAGCGGGCCGCUGGAUGAGCGCUGCGGGGUGAGGACAUCACCGGGAGCAACAGCACGGGACAAAACCGACUUAGACGACAUUGGUGAGAAGUGUGACAGCAACGUAUCCAGCAGCAAGAAGAGACGCCACCGGACCACGUUCACGAGUGCCCAGCUCGAGGAGUUAGAGAAAGUCUUCCAAAAAACGCAUUAUCCAGAUGUGUAUGUGAGGGAACAGCUGGCCAUGCGCACCGAGCUCACCGAGGCCAGAGUGCAGGUUUGGUUUCAGAACAGAAGGGCGAAGUGGAGAAAGAGAGAGCGCUAUGGACAGAUCCAGCAGGCUAAAAGUCAUUUCGCAGCCACGUAUGACAUUUCAGUGCUGCCCAGGACAGACAGCUACUCACAGAUACCCAAUAACUUGUGGCCAGCUCCAACGCCCGGUGGCUCAGUGGUUUCCUCCUGCAUGCUCCCGCGUGGUUCUCCACCAUGUGUACCAUCUCCAUACCCUCACUCACCACGAGCUCCUGAACACAAUUACAUUAGCUUCCCAAACCAUCAGCAGAACCAGUUCGGUGUCAAUCCCGUCUCCCUCAACAACUUCUUUACUGAUUCGCUUUUGGCCCCAACACCAAACGGGCAUGCGGCCUUCGAGAGCAAACCUGAGUUUGAGAGGCGGUCAUCGAGCAUCGCUGUCCUCAGGAUGAAGGCCAAAGAGCACACAGCCAACAUCUCAUGGGCCAUGUGAUCCCUGUGCUCAGACUCUUAUUCUAAACAGUAUUCAAUAAUUUUAAUGUAUUGAUAAAGACACAGAAGUGGACAUUUUUUUUUUUAAUAAGAAGGACUCCCUGAUCAUUUGAACUGAUCACUGACUGAAAAGGUUCCUUCGAGGAGCUUCAGUUUGAGCCAGCAUCACUUUUCUGUCUUACUUGAUUUACAUAUUAUGUGUAAAUGAUUGUCUUAUGAAUGUCAACGAACUUUUGCAAUAGCGUGCCUUAUUAUUGUAUGACGCACUUAUGGUGGCGUGAAAGCAGUAACACAGGAAGCUUUAAGAGCUUAACUACAUUCUGUACUCAGGUCUUGGUGUGGAUGUGAUGUCCUUAAAAUCUUACAUAAGUCAUGACCAUGUGCCUUGAAGAAAAGCUGUGUCCAACUCAUAAAUGUAGCUGGCUCUGCCACAAUCAUCCACAAUCAGAGGGGCACUUUGCACUCUGUAGGGAUUGUAUUUCAGUAAAAUUCUUUUGGAGAUUUCACAAUUAUUGUGAUUUAUAUACUGUAUCAUGCCCCAUUUCUGAGAAGAAUCUAAUGUUAUACUCUAACCCUAGAAUAUUUUUUAUAAAAACCUUAGAUUUCUAAAAAUAAAAUUUUAACCUAUCUUUAAGCCUGUGGUGAGUUAAUAAUAAAAAUGACAUCAAGACCAUUAAAGCUUGAUCAUUAUUUCUUUAAGUGCUCCAUCUUGUGAGGUCUUAGCCUGUAGUGAAUCCAGAGUCUAUACUCGGAGCACUGCUUGUGAAAAUGGCACAUGCAGCAGAUAAUUGUCAUCAAUAUACACACACCCACAGC